Messenger RNA from Coregonus clupeaformis (lake whitefish), 4800 nucleotides. Its product is annotated as zinc finger protein 687b-like. The record is from RefSeq and is a predicted model, not a curated record. The transcript is spliced from 11 exons. The coding region runs from base 89 to 4339 and encodes 1416 amino acids. Lineage: Eukaryota; Metazoa; Chordata; Actinopteri; Salmoniformes; Salmonidae.
CCUAUCUCCCCCGUCGUCUCUGGUGACGAACAACCCAUGCGUCAAAAAGGAAAGUCGGAACCCAAGAGCGAGGUUUCGUAAUCCGGGAAUGGGGGACAUGAAAACCCCAGAUUUCGAUGACUUGUUGGCAGCCUUCGACAUUCCAGACAUCGAUGCCAAAGAGGCCAUCCAGUCUGCGCCAGAAGAGGGUGGGGAGGGGUCAGGGAAGGCUGGGGGCAGCGUGUCUGGGGCCGGGGGUCCCUCGCCAAGACCUUCCAGCCCCACUGAUUCCCCUCCCAACCCCCAGAGUGAGCCUCCAGUGGUCAGUGUGAUUGUUAAGAACAGGGUGAGGCCUGACUCCUAUGAGGAUACUGAGGGGUCAGAUGAAGAGGAUGGAGAAAGCCCUGGGGGCAGUGGGACAGACCCAGACCCUGAGGUGGAGACUGGGAUGGGAGUCAAGGGGAGCCUGCUGAAUUCACGACUGGCUCCUAGGAUGCCUAGUCUGGUCUCCUCAGAACCUCUCCUCCAGAAUGGGUUUGAGGGGUCCACAGCCACGCUGGAGCCCAGUGUGAGAGGCCAGGGGAUGGGCCAGGCCAACAGGGAGCUCUGGUCAACCUGCUCCCCUUCCACUGCGAGUGAAGGAAGGGGCAGCAGUGGGGGUGCGGGGGGGUCGGCCAGCACAACCAAACAUACAGUUAAUAUUCUCAACAGACUGAAACCUCUCCCCUCCCCUCACACCUCUGCUGGUCCUAUAACCUCCACAUCCUCCUCCUCAUCGUCAUCUUCACUCUCCGUCAACCCACACCUCUCUCCUCCCUCCAUCCUGAGUGAGGACACUCCGCGCCCUCCCAGGCAUCUCUCCUCCCCCCCUCCCUCCAAUGGAAGGAUGAGGCGCAUCAUGGACUCGGAUGAGGACGACUCUGAACCGGAUUUAGGAAGCCCGCUAGUGAUCCAAGAGAGCCCAGAUUCUCCCAUGUGCUCUCCUCCCAAAUUUCCACGCAGACACCGCCAAGUGUCCUCUUCAGAGCUGUUUAGCUCCCCAACUCCCUCCUCCCCUCCUCUCCUCUCGUGCCCCCCUCCUCUCUCCUCCAAACCCCCUCCCUCCAUCACUCUGACAUCCUCCAACUCUAAACCCCCCCCUCCAGAUGAAGUACCCUCCACCCCCAGGUCUCCCUCCCCUCCUCCUGCCCAGCCCCGGGCCAGUCAGUCCUGGCUGGCUGCCGCCCUGAGUAACCCCAGACCCAUCUCUAGCCCUGUGAUGGAGGAAAGAAACCCGGAACAUGUGAUCGAGGAGAGGGACUCACCAGAGAGUCCCCCGCCUGACCAGACAGGUUCUGCUAUGUCCACUGUGCCCAAGAUGAGCUCCAGCCCUGCACCAGCCUCAGCUUCAACUCCACAGGGGGCUAGAGAGGAAGAGGAGCCCAUGGAGAGUGAGCCUACCCUGGUGAGCAGGUCAGAGGACAGUGAGAAGAUGGAGGUUGUGGAUGGAAGACAAACAGGAGAUACGGAGACGGCUCCGGCCAACGCUAUGACGACACCAACAGCCCCUGUUCGCCCGCUCAAAGUCCGAAUCAAAACGGUCAAGACCCCUACAGGCAGCAUCACCAGGACAGUGACGCGAGUAGCAUCUAAAGGGGCAGGGGGGACCCCCUCAAAGGGCACAGACAGCUCCAAACCCUCCCCAGGGGGUCGUAAGGUCCUCAGCCGGCCCAAGAGGGUGGCAUCUCAGCAGCCUCCGCAGCAGAAGUCAAAGGGUGGCAGCCUCCUGCCUGUGUCUACACUCCAGGAUGCAAGUACCGCCAUGUUGAUGGCCGCCAGCAAGGCCCAAAACAAGAUGGCCGCCGACAGCAACAAGCCCAAAGUGUCAGCUACGGCUGUCAGCAUCACCAAGUCAGCAGCCCUCCCCUCCGUCUCUUCCGCCUCCCCCAGAUUCAGCCCAGGGGGGGCCAGCGUGCGCAGCCUGGGCCAGAAGACCUUGAAUGGGGGUGUGUCUGUGUCCCCCUCCCCCCUCCUCCCCCCUCAGGGGGGCAGUAGACCGGCCUCCAUAGUGAACAGUACAGGAGCCAUCAUCUCCAGGAGCCAGUCCAGUUUGGUGGAGGCCUUCAACAAGAUCCUCAACAGCAAGAACCUGCUGCCCAGCUACAGACCAGACCUCUCUACACCACUACCACCGGAGUGGGACCUGCCUCUGCCUGCACAGGGCUACCGCUGUCUGGAGUGUGGCGAUGCGUUUGCCCUGGAGCGCAGCCUGGCUCGCCACUACGACCGGCGGUCCCUGAGGAUCGAGGUGACCUGUAACCACUGUGCCAAGCGGCUGGCCUUCUUCAACAAGUGCAGCCUGCUGCUCCACGCCAGGGAACACAAGGAGAGGGGACUGGUCAUGCAGUGUUCCCACUUGGUCAUGAGACCUGUCACUGUGGAGCAGAUGAUAGGACAACAGGACACCACUCCCAUCGGCAUGCUCUCUCCCUCCCUCUCCACCUCCUCUGUCCUAGCGUCGUCUUCUCCGGCUGUGACUUCAGCAGUGACCCCUGCGACCCUGAGCCCCGCCCCCCAGCUGCAGCAGCCAGUCCCCAAUAAGAAGGCGGCAGAGCCGGUGCUGUACACCAAUAACAAGUGUCCUGAGUGUAAGGUGCAGUUCUGCAGCAAGGCCGAGGUGGCUGCCCACUUCCAGGAGGUCAAACCAGCCCUUAACACUUCCUGUACGGAGUGUUCUCCCCCCAUGCUCCUUCCUAACGGCUGCAGUGCCUCUGCUCACGCUCGCAUCCACAACCCCCGCCCCCCCUACGUCUGCCCAGAGUGUGGGGGUGUGGCCAAGCAGCCAGCCUUCCAAUCCCAUCUGGAGGAGGCCUGUCUCCACUUCACACGACGCAUCGGAUACAGGUGUUCUAGUUGUCAGGUGGUGUUUGGAGGGUUAAACUCUGUCAAGUCCCACAUCCAGACGGCUCACUGUGAGGUGUUCCAUAAGUGUCCCAGCUGCCCCAUGGCCUUCAAGUCCUCCCCCAGCGCCCAGAGCCACAUCAACACCCAGCACCCCACACUCACUGGAGGACAGGCCAAGAUGAUCUACAAGUGUGUGAUGUGUGACACAGUAUUUACCCAGAAGCCACUGCUGUACGUCCACUUUGACACCCACCUAGUCAAGCAGAAGGUGCACGUGUUCAAGUGUCCUGAGUGCACCAAACUCUACGCUCAGAGAAGUUCCAUGCUGGAGCACAUCAAGACUACUCACAGAGGCCCCGCAGUCAAACAGGAAGUUCCCGUUGCCAUGGCGCCCUCCCCUGCCCCUCUCCCUCGGGUGCGGAGCUCGGCGAAGACGGAGAGCUCUGACGGGGAGGAGUGGGGAAGGGAGGAGGAGGAGGAGGAAGAGAAGGAUGGAGAGAGCAGUAAGACGAGUCCAGGGUGGAGCUGUGCUCCCUGCCACGCCCGCUACGCUGACAGAGAGGACUACAUUACCCAUAUGGCAGAGCAGCAUGGCAAGAUCCUGAAGAAGUUCCCGUGUAGUCUGUGUGAGAGCUCCUUCUCCUCCACGUCCAGCCUCAGACGCCACAUCAGAGUCAAACACAAGGGCAUCAAACGAGCCUUCCACUGCCGGUUGUGUACUGAGGGGAAGAGGACGUUCAGCAGUAGGCUGGUGUUGGAGAGACACGUCCAGCUGAGACACAGCAUGUCAGCUCUAGACACAAAGAAGCGAGGGAGGGGUGCAGAGGGGGCAGACAGUUCCUCAGAGCAGGACGGAGGCUCCAACCCUCCGUUCACUGUUUCAGCUGAGGAAGAUGGAGGAGGAGGGGUGAAGACUGAGGAGGAAGAGGAGGAUGUGACCGAGGGCAUCAUCCCCGCUAAGAGACCUCGCGUCACCUCCUCGGCCCCCCCUCCCCAGCCAGAGUCUGGGUUCCACUGUGCUCCGUGUGGCUUCACCACCGAGGACCGCGCCGUCUUCCUGGAGCACAUCCCCCAGCACCGCUCCGAGGCCCUGGGGGGAGGAGUCAGCCUGCAGUGUCUGCAGUGUGGAGCCUGCUUUGCCUCCGCCCCCUCCCUCUCCCGCCACCGCUUCAUCAGCCACCGGGUCCGAGACACGCCCCCUGACAACCACAGCCGCCACGCCCAUAACGACCGCUCCCUGACAUCGUCACCCGGCAACGGCGGUAACCACGGUGACGGGAGUCCCAGAGGGGGUUCCCUGCCGGGAUCUCCCUCUUCCUCGUCUCACCCCCCCACGCCGCUGGGGGAGGAUGGGGAGGGCAGGGUGGGGUGUAAGGUGUGUGGGAAACGCUUUGACAAGGUGUCGGAUCUGAACACACACUUCAGGACUCACGGCAUGGCCUUCAUCACCGCACGCAAGACAGACAAACCUGUCUGAGAGAAAAAAAUAGUGAGGGAGGGGAAGGUAGAGAAGGAGGGGGGAGAGAGAAGAGAGAAUAUUUUGGAGGAAAGGAGGGUGAGAGAGUACCAUAAACUGCAGAUAUUUUAGUAAGAGAGAGGAGGUUUAGGAAGGAAAGUAAAACUCUUCACUGUAAACCGUUCUUCAGCAGUGUGUUCCUGUCAUCACUUAUCCAACACACAAGCACAUUGUGAUAACAGUUGUUGUUGUUUUCAUUUAAUUUUUUCUUAUUUAAAUUUCUGGCACAUUUCUCAUAUGGCAGCCAGAACCUGUGUGUGUCAGUGUCUGACUGAUUCAGGACGCAGUACCUCAGGUGCUGUACCUGUCUGACUGAGGUAGUAUUAACAUAUUCUUACUGAGUUGUAAACAGUGGAGGCUGCUGAGGGGAGAACGGCUCAUAAUAAUGGCUGGAACAGAGCAAAUGGAAUGGCAUCAAACAC